AUUACCUCUCUCUUCCCUCUCUUGUGCGGCCAUGCAGUGGACCAUACUCGAUUAACCACACAGUCAAUAAUACGUGAAGUCAUUACUACAGUGCGCAGAUAAACUUGCUCUGGCAGCCCUUCCCUUGGCCACAAUUCAUUACAGAGGACUCGGGAUCAAUGUAUACUACUCUUCAGGCGCAUUGUACAUCGGAUAUCACCUUGUAUUCCGGACCUCUUCUCAAUUCUGUGAGCAACUUCCUAUCACAGACACGCUCCAUGAACAUGUUUCCCCAAGGCAACAGACAAGGUGGAAGUUUCCAUUCCCAACAAGCACAAUGGGCACAAUAUCAGCGCUCACUAUCCGCCACACCAGAGGAUCCAUAUCAAGGGAGGCCGCAUGAAUCCUCUUUGAGCCCAUCUAUUGGGUACUCCUCUUUACCUUCACAACAGGUCAUGUUUUCCAAUACGUCCUACCCGAUAGGGCUGCAGCAACCUUUGCAAGCACAACCAUCUCAGGCAUUCUAUCCCACCUCUCAAAACAAUACCACCCACAGUCAUACCGGUAGCCUUGUCACUUCAGAGUCAGAAAGUCGCGUCCGGGUGCUUGAAUCACGCCCCAAACCCCAAUGCUGGGAUCACGGAUGCAAUGGCCGAGAAUUCUCGACAUUUAGUAACCUACUAAGACAUCAACGAGAGCGAUCUGGCGCCGCUGCAAAAUCCGAAUGCCCCCACUGCGGUGCUGUUUUUACGAGAUCUACGGCAAGAAAUACACAUAUUGCACAGGGCAAGUGUAAGGGAAUUCGGGAAUCAUCGGAAUGA
This is a messenger RNA of Talaromyces stipitatus ATCC 10500, 800 nucleotides long. RefSeq lists its product as uncharacterized. The coding region runs from base 159 to 800 and encodes 213 amino acids. The transcript is spliced from 3 exons. Lineage: Eukaryota; Fungi; Ascomycota; Eurotiomycetes; Eurotiales; Trichocomaceae. The record is from RefSeq and is a predicted model, not a curated record.